AUCUAUCACCAAUAAAUUGUACCAAGUUGAUAACAUGAGGAUAUGCUAAACAAUAUCUAUGUUAAAAUUAUUUUCAUGAAUCCUUAUCAAAGGCUUCAUUAAAAUGCUCCCAUAAAUAUGGGUUUUGUCGAAGACAAUGAUUAUAAAUCAAAGAAGAUUGGCUUGAAGGUUGAUAAAAUAUUUUGUGAGCAUGGCGAGAAUUAAAUAUAAGUGGAGAAUCGUGAGGCACUUAGGGAUCCAUCAACAACUUUCUCAUGAAUAAAUGGCGGUCAUUGUCGUAGGCCGCUCAUAACUUAUCAACAUAAGAGAAUACAAAAUAUGAGUUGGAUAAUAACAAGAAUAUGUAAGGAGGGAAUGUAUUUUUCAUGAAAGCUAAAAAGAGCAUCCAAAGCAGAUCAAGCAUCCAACGGUUAUAAAUAAAUCAGUUAAUUAUAUAGUAGAAGCUGAGAAUACUUUAACGGUUACAAAUAAAUGGCACAUGCUGCUGAUUUAAUAAAUCACGUUUUCAUAUUGCCUUAUAAAUCAAGCAGCACAACUUCUUUUUCUUUUCAAUAUCAAAUUAAGAAACUCAAGAGAUGGCUGUCAUGGCUAAAUACCUACAACCAGUAAUAAUACUUGUGCUGGUUUUGGUUGCCAUCAAAAUCUUCCGAAGACAUGGAUUUUGGUGGAGGAAAGCAAAGAAGAGGUAUCAUCCGAUUGCUGGAACUAUUUUUCAUAAGUUUCUAAACUUUAGAAGAUUGCAGGAUUACCUCACAGAUAUCUCUCGCAAAUACAAAACUUUUAGAUUGUAUGCUCCUUUUCGUAAUCUGAUCUACACCACAGACCCUGCAAUCGUGGAGUAUAUAUUAAAAACCAACUUCAAAAACUACGGCAAGGGACAAUACAACUAUGAAAAUUUGAAGGAAUUAUUUGGAGAUGGAAUCUUCGCAGUGGAUGGUGAAAAAUGGCUUCAUCAGAGGAAAUUGGCGAGAUACGAGUUCUCAACAAGAGCUUUGAGGAACUAUAGUACCAGUGUUUUUAAAAUAAAUGCAACAAAACUGGCCAAUAUCAUUUUUGAUAAAGCAAAAUCUGAUUUGGCCUUCGAUAUUCAGGAACUGUUUAUGAAUUCAACAAUGGACUCAAUCUUCAAAAUUGGGUUUGGUGUUGACCUAAUGAACUUGGAUGGGUAUGUGGAUGGGAUUAAAUUCACAAAAGCUUUCGAUAACGCAAGUGUUUACAUCCUAAGUCGGUAUGUUGAUGUUUUAUGGAAAUUUAAAAGGUUUUUCAACAUUGGCUAUGAGGCGCAGCUCAAGAAGGACAUCAACAUUAUUAAUGACUUCAUAUACAACUUGAUUCGUGCAAAAAAAGAGAAUAUGACUAAUGCUAAAAGGAAUUUGGAAAAGAAAGAAGACAUCAUCUCACGAUUUAUGAGUGAAAUGGAGCAUGAUCCAAAAAAUAUAACUUACGAAUAUUUGAGAGAUAUUGCUCUCAACUUUGUUAUAGCUGGCAAAGACACCACAGCUGGAACACUAUCUUGGUUCAUAUAUUUGUUGUGUAAACAUCCCGCCGUGCAAGAAGAAAUUUUUCAAGAAGUGAAAGAAGCUACCCAAGCAGGACAAGAUAUUAGUAUUAGUGAAUUCGCUGAGAAUAUAACUGAAGAGUCUCUUGAGAAAAUGAGGUACCUUCAUGCUGCAUUAUCCGAAACCCUAAGGUUAUACCCAUCAAUACCAAUGAAUGUGAAGAGCUGCUUCUCUGAUGACACUUUACCUGAUGGGUUCAAUGUUAACAAGGGCGACGUUGUGUUCUACCUGCCAUAUCCCAUGGGUAGAAUGGAAAUACUAUGGGGCGAUGAUGCUGAAAAAUUUCAACCAAAGAGAUGGCUGAAUGAUGAUGGGUCAGUCCGAAAUGAAAGUCCUUUUAAGUUUACAGCAUUCCAGGCUGGACCUCGUAUAUGCUUAGGAAAGGACUUCGCAUAUACACAGAUGAAGAUAUUCGCAGCCUUCCUGCUCCAUUUUCUCAAGUUUAAACUUAGCUCCAAGAGCAAUGAUGUCCAUUAUAAAACUAUGAUAACUCUUCACAUAGAUCAAGGCCUUUACGUGCAUGCAUAUCUUAGAUGAAUAUGCGUCAAUUACUUGUGCUGGAAAUUAUGUUUAACCCAAAAACAUAUGAAGUGCAUUUCCUUAAAUUUACACUAUUCUUGGAUUGAAGGAAAACCAAGGAAAUGAAAUGAAUGAAGCCAUAAUAAUUUGUAGUUUGAAUAUUUUUUAACGGUUAUUGAUUUGAGCUUUUCAAAAUGUGGCACAAUUUAUCCCAUUAAUGCCGUUAAUUAUUCUAAAAAAUUUGCUUAGCCAUAAGUAGAAAAAGAUGUUUCUUACAAUUAGGAAAAAACUAUUAUAUAUAUAUAUAUAUAUAUAAUUGUUCCAACCACAUAAAGUCUAAGUAAAUUUAUUCUGCAUGAUUUUUUUUUUUUACAUUUGUUUUUUAAGCUUCAUUUGAUGGGUCUUAUCGAGCAGAGGUGAGAUGUUUGUCGAUAGCUGUGGUGGUUGUAGAGUUUAGAGUAUUCAACAUUAUCUUUUGAACUUACCCUUUCUAAUGUAAUGAUCUAGGAAUUUUUUUUUUAUGGACAUCACUAGUGGUAUUUCUAUCUUGUAUGAAAUAUUAUUUAUAGUUAUCUUUAAUGGACAGUGAAGAUUAAAUUAUGGUUAGAUACUAUUAUCUUUGAGUUGACCAAGCUGAUUCCUGUGAACUCGAGCAGUUGAUAGUAGUUCAAACUGAUGGUCCGUGGCAUCUUCCAUCAGUGAUGUCUUGAUUAAAAAAAUUGAAUACUAUAGGCAAUGAUCUAACUAGUGCAUUAAUGAUGACAUAUCAAAGUUUCGACAGAAAAUUGGCUUGGUCAUUCCCAUUUAAUAUUAGGAGUUCAGAUAACCAUUACUUCCCAUUUGUAGCAUUGGAGAAAGGGUCAUACUCAGCCUCUAUCAACAAUACAAUGAAGCUUGGGUUUGAGGGCCAAUUUGAGAUUUGAUGGAGAAAAUUCAUUGGGAGAUUCUUAAUCAUGCCAUAAAGCAAAAGAAGACCAUCAAAUGAUAGCAUGCUUACUUCCUAUUGAGCACAUAUUUCAAGGCAUACAAAGAAGCAAAGCAUCACAACCAUGUUAUAUAUUGAUUUAGGAAGGCGGGGGUAGAGAAACGACAUUGAGUAGGUUAAGGAAAAGUUUUCCGUCUUUGCAGAAUUGUAAAAGAAAAUAGGUACUAACUUGAGGCAUAAUAAGUCUGUUUGUGAGGCUACCAAUAUUCCUAUGAUGGAUGAGAUCUAGUUAACAUCAAGUUCUCUAGCUAUGUUAGUGAAUUAAAAGGACAAGUUGGAAAGGGAGAAUCGAAAGCUGAAGAAAUCCAUCUCUACAGAAAUCACUAACUCUUGACGUUAUUUUGCUGUAGGAACUAGGUUCAAAGAAAUCAGUGUUGAUAUGAGAAACAACAUGAGGAGGUUGAAUGCUUUCUUGGAUGCUUGUUUGUAUAAUAAGAGAUCUUUGGCUAAGUAUUUCUAACCAUUUACAAAUAAAAUAUUUUAAGUUAAUGCUACCAUUGCAAAUGCUCUAGUUGAGAAGGCUUUGUAAGUUGAGUAAAUUGUUGAUCCCAUGAGCUCACAGGUUUGUCAAGCUCACUAAUAUUUAUGUCUAGUAUUACAACACGAUGAACAAUGGUGGACUAAUAAACAUAUCAAGAUGGAUUCAAAUCACUUUAUCAAGAUAAAAGUCAUGUAAAAUUUCAUGAAAAUAACAAUUUGGAGAUUAAAUUUCAUGAAAAUAACAAUAUGGAGAUUAUUAAAUCAUAACGAUUUAAUGUGAGAGCAAUACACUUUAUAAGCUUAUAGAUUAUCUACAUACUCACAUUAUCACCUUAAAUUUUUUUUUUAACCUAUAAAUAAUAAUUGUAAUAAUUCACAAUGCUUUAUAAUAAAAUCUUAUCAUAUUAAUAAUAUAUAUUUGUAUUUAAAAUGCUUAUAUUUUUUAUAUCCUUCUUUAUGCAUGAAGAAUCCCAUUAUUGUGCUAGGGGGAGAGUUGUCAAAGGCUUGUUAGAAUCCCAUGGAACAUAAUAGGUUUUUGAAACAACUAGUUUCACUUAGGAUUUCCCUAAAUUAUGAUUGGAUCAUUUCACACUCUUUGUCCUCCAUAUGCAUACCCAUUGAUAUAAGUUGUUUGUGGGCUCCGAAAAUUC
Molecule: messenger RNA, 4193 nt
Organism: Dendrobium catenatum
Lineage: Eukaryota; Viridiplantae; Streptophyta; Magnoliopsida; Asparagales; Orchidaceae
Product: cytochrome P450 704C1-like
Exons: 6
Coding region: 576-2096 (506 amino acids)
Molecular function (GO): iron ion binding; heme binding; monooxygenase activity
Source: RefSeq, a predicted model, not a curated record